Messenger RNA from Lymnaea stagnalis (great pond snail), 5473 nucleotides. The record is from the annotation of a GenBank genome assembly. NCBI's taxonomy places the organism in Eukaryota, Metazoa, Mollusca, Gastropoda, Lymnaeidae.
CAACUCUCGGCUGAACUGAACGUUAAGAAUGACAUUAUUCGCUCCCUUUCCUUGGACAUAAAUAUUAUGAACCAAGAGGUAAAUAUUGGAACAAAGACGACCCCCGCGCAGAACUAUUAUGUUUAUCUGGUCGAUUGAUCUUACAUUGCCAACUUCUCACCAGUUGAAAAGGAAAAAAAGUUCAGAGCUAUGUCUUCGUUCCAUCUAUAUCACAGGACAACUGAGUUUAGCUGUUAAAUUGCACACCGACAUUUGCACAUCUCCUACGAGCCAUUGCCUGUUUGUUAUUUUUUAAACUUUAAUAGGUAGGAUCAGUGGCGUAGCUACGAAGGUGCAUGUGGUAUCCCCGCACCAGGGCUUGAAGCCAAAAGGGGCCUGAGCAUGUAAAAGUAUAAAAUAAAAAUAUAAAUAACACAAGAAGAAUUAUCUCGUACCAGGGACCACCCAACUCCAGCUACGCCGCUGGGUAGGAUAUAAUAAUAUAUUAUGUUAGAUUUACUUUACUUUAAUAUCAUUUGUUGUACUGAUGAAGGCGGUUUGCCAAACCGUUUGGAUUUGUAUUUCGUCGCACGAUAAUUAAAGCAGACAAAUGCGGUUUUAUUUUCACAAAUUUUUGGGGUUUCAACAUCAUGUUUACCAUCAGCUGGUUAGAUACAGACUGCGAUAGUAAAAACAAAAACAAUCCGACAACAUGCUGAUUAAUUUGACUAAUUUAACGCCAAGAAACAGAACUUGUUAUAGAAUGCUGUACGUUUCCAAAAAAAAUGAAGGUCCCAGUUCAACUUUAAAGGUUGGAAGUGUAAGGGUCGGAGGUAGAGACCGACCGAAUUUCGGCUUCGGCUUCUGUUUCGGCACCGAAAGUGGCCAUUUAUCACUUUCGGCCAAGUUUCGCUUUCGGCCGAAACUGAAAAGUUAACUUUCGGCUUAAUUUCGGUUUCGGCCGAAAGAGAAUAGUUAACUUUCGGUUUUUCUUCGGUUUCGGCCGAAAUUGACUUAGACUUUCGGCCAUCCGGCCGAAAGUGACUAAGGUUUUCGGUAAUUUUAAUACUCAGCGAAAGCGAUCUUUAACAACAAACUAAACGAUCUUUAACAACAAACUAAACGAUCUUUAAGAACCAAUUAAGCGAUCUUUAACAACAAACUAAACGAUCUUUAAGAACCAAGUAAGCGAUCUUUAACAACAAACUAAACGAUCUUUAAGAAUCAAUUAAGCGAUCUUUAACAACAAACUAAACGAUCUUUAAGAACCAAUUAAGCGAUCUUUUACAACAAACUAAACGAUCUUUAAGAAUGAAUUCAGUGAUCUUUAACAACAAACUAAACGAUCUUUAAGAACCAAUUAAGCGAUCUUUAACAACAAACUAAACGAUCUUUAACAACAAACUAAACGAUCUUUAACAACAAACUAAACGAUCUUUAACAACAAACUAAACGAUCUUUAACAAAAAACUAAACGAUCGUUAACAACAAACGAAACGAUCUUUAACAACAAACUAAACGAUCUUUAACAACAAACUAAACGAUCUUUAACAACAAACUAAACGAUCUUUAACAACAAACUAAACGAUCUUUAACAACAAACUAAACGAUCUUUAAGAACCAAUUAAGCGAUCUUUAACAACAAACUAAACGAUCUUUAACAACAAACUAAACGAUCUUUAAGAACCAAUUAAGCGAUCUUUAACAACAAACUAAACGAUCUUUAAGAACCAAGUAAGCGAUCUUUAACAACAAACUAAACGAUCUUUAAGAAUCAAUUAAGCGAUCUUUAACAACAAACUAAACGAUCUUUAAGAACCAUUUACGCGAUCUUUAACAACACACUAAAUGAUCUUUAACAACAAACUAAACGAUCUUUAACAACAAACUAAACGAUCUUUAACAACAAACUAAACGAUAUUUAAGAACCAAUUAAGCGAUCUUUAACAACAAACUAAGCGAUCUUUAUGAACAAACUAAGCGAUCUUUAACAACAAACUGAACGAUCAAUAACAACCAACUAAAAGAUCUUCAAAAACAAAUUAAGCGAUCUUUAACAACAAACUAAGCGAUCUUUAUGAACAAACUCAUCCAUCCUUAUGAACAAACUAACCGAUCAAUAACAACCAAAUAAAAGAUCUUUAAAAACAAAUUAAGCGAUCUUUUAGAACCACAAUUUUUAGAGACCCUGUUUUAAAAAAAUAAUAUUUUACAUUAAUUUCCCCUCCUCCCCCCCUCCCCCCCAAUUUUUGCCAAAUUGUCUCCUACAAUACUAAUUUUUUUUUAAAUUGUAAAGCAAUUUAAAUUACUUUUAUAUAAAAAUGGUAAAAUCCAAGGUAUUCAUUAGAUCAAGGGUCUCAAACUCAAAUGAUGGUGGGGGGGGGGGGGGGGGGGGAGGGGGGCACAGGAGGUAGUGUCUGAAUGAGAUUGGGCCGCAUCAAGUAAUCCACAAAAAAGCGAUUACAACUGUUACAAUCUGCUCAACCUUUAUAAAUAACAAUAAAAUCAUUAAGGGUUCUCAAGAAAACUCACUGUUGCCAGAGACCUGGCGUACAAAAAUAUAUAGAAACAUUUUUUAAAAAAAAAUCAGAAUUAGACUAGUCGGUGAGAUUCGACUGAAACCGUCGCGGAGAGUCACGUAAUAGAUGUGAGAAUGGCGGAAACGGGCCGGCGCAUUUACACUACACUUUUCUGUCAUGUAGCGGGCCGCAAAAUAUCGUCUUGCGGGUCACAAAUGGCUCGCGGGCCGCGAGUUUGAGACCCCUAUAUUAGAUGUUUAUUUAUUAAUAUUCACGAUUAUCUAAUUUUUUACAAAAAGAAUGUAAUUUUCGAUGUAUGCAGAAUGUAUGCGGGAACGAAUUUCAAACUAUCUUAAUAUUUCAUUUUCGGUUUCGGCUUCGGUUUCGGCCAAAAUUCAUUUUUAACUUUCGGCCUAUUUUCGGUUUCGGCCGAAAGUCAUUUUUUAAACUUUCGGCAUUUUUUCGGUUUCGGCCGAAAGUCAUUUUAAACUUUCGGCCGAAAUCAGAAAAUAACUUUCGGUCGGUCUCUAGUCGGAGGUCAAGCCUCUAAAAAGAUUGGUGGGGGGGGGGGUAAUUUUGAACUCGGGUCAUUUAAUGCAUGAGGAUGGGAUUAACACAAAUUUGUAGAUCGCCCGCUCACUCACUCACUCUCUCACUCGCUAACCCACUCACUCACUUCCUCCCUCACUCAUGCACUCACUCACUCAAUAACUCAUUCACUCACCGACUCACUCCCUCACUCGCUCGCUCACUCACUCACUCAAUCACUCAUUCAUCCUUACUUACACCUACCUGGGCCUAAUACAAAUCUUGUGGCCCUGAAUGCGAGCAUGCCGAGUAGCACUACACCAGACUGUGCGUCUUUGGGGGUUGGCUUUAAAACGGCAUCUUCGCAACACGAUUGAGGAUGACAAUGAUCUACCGUCUAUAAUUCAGCCCCCCAACCCACUUAUGCGGAUGUGAAAGGGGCGGAAAGGGGGCCGUCGCCCUAUGAUAAGAAUUUUAAAAAACCGACUCAGUUGAGACGGACAGUUUUUCUUGUUGAAUAAUGCAAGCAGUUUUUCUCAAUCAAGAUAAUAUGAUCAGGUUAAAUCCUUUGUCCUGCACAGGUUCUCAACUUUACCAAAAAACACCAACUAAAGAACGGGAUGCCUCCGUGCCCCAGCCCAGGAAUCCCUUCAACGGCCCUAGGGAACGACAACUCAAACAUGCAGUCCAAAAGUGGCAGGUUUGUACGGCUGGACGGGAGGCCAUGGGUUCUCAGUCUAUGUAACUAGUAAACAGUUGUCCUCAACCUACUGACCUACCGACAAACGUGUCUCAGUGUAAGGCAUUGUUCACACAUGGUUUUGAUAAAAACAGCAAUCAAUUACCAAAGGAUGACAUCCGAAAGGUUUGAAAGACUUUGACAGAAGACGCAGAGCUAACGAAGACAUUGAGUCACAAAUUACGAAACUCAUUUCUUCACAUUGAUCUGCUAUUCACACAAUACAAUUUUAUAUUGUUUUAUAUAUAUAUAUAUAUAUAUAUAUAUAUAUAUAUAUAUAUAUUCAUUUUGGACAGGUUUCGUUUCUUUGACAAGGCGCUGGCCGUCAUAAACGAGAGGCUUGCUGGGAUACUUGGGGAACCUAUCACUGACUCGGAGGAGGAGGGAGUCGCAGCUCUGGAAGCUAGGAUCAUAAAGUUGCAGGAGGUGACGUCAUUUUUUGUUUAUUUGUUGUAGUUGUUUAUUUUUAAGAUUUGGUUUGUGGAAAAAAAAAGGGUGGGGGGGGCGGAGAGUAAUAAUGCGAUUUCAACCUAAAAUUCUAAAUCAACUUUUGCUGGCUGAUUGGCUAAGGGUAUAGACAUGUGUUUAGCAUAUCACAACUGUGGCCUUGCAAGAGUUCGAGAUUAAUUUUACACUUUUCUUGCUACGGGUAAAACUCGGUUUCAGAUCAUAUUUUUAAUCUUUUAUUUUUUAAAUUUCUUGUUUUGUAAAGUUUUUAUUCUAGCAUACCAAGAGGUGACGUGGCAGAGGUUCAUCUCCUGUUGACGGUUCUCAAGCAGUUAACGUGCUCUCACCAUUUCAGAUGCUGUGGGAGUUUCAGUGUAAACUGAGCCUUUUGCAGAAAGACAGAGAAGACGCGCUGGCGAUACUCUUUUCGGACAAGAAAUCCACUGGAGUGGUCAACCUUGUUCAAGGUGUGCAGAGGUUUCUAAGUCAAGAGCAGAAGAGCAGGUGACAGAACGGCAUCUGUGUGGGUGGUUCUUGAUUGGUACCAAAAAUACUUCACGACGCUUUCGUAGGGACGUAGUAUUCUAGAGAAAUUGAUUUCCUCAACACCCCCCCACCCCACCAAAAAAAAAUCAUUUUAGAGUCAGGCAAGGGGGGGGGGGGGUUGUCACACUUAACGGAUCACAGAAAUGGCAGUGAGUUUUAAAACUAAAACUCUAAACCAUCACGCUUUUUGAUGUGUAAAACAAAAAUGCAUCAUUUAAAAAAAAAAAAAAAAAACAUCUUUAAAACCUUUUAUUACUCUCUGACCAUCAUCUUAAAAUCUUUUAUUACUCUCUGACCUGGAGUUGGGGACAUAUUUAUUUUAUCUUCUGUGGAUAUGAAUGACACAUAUUCUGGCUGCCACUUGUACAAGGGGCUAGACAUUUUAGUACAUACAUUUUAAACCGUAAAAAUCUGAGGCAAACUUGACACAACUAGUCCUAAAAAGUUCUUUAGAAUUUACGAAGCGAAGGGUAAAGAAACAAGCUUAAGGCAGAUCAAAAACAAUAUGAAGACAAUACUUUUAAAAAAGUAUCUAAAUUGAGACCAAGUUUUUUGUGUCUAGUAGGCUAGGUUCAUAUAUCAUAGACACAAUUUCCUCAGGUACUCACUCCUCAUUGACGUAGACAAACUUUCCCGGAAAAUGCGUGGCGUCCAAUCAGGCAGCCCAUCGAGGCGAAUACAUGGGCCCAAGCAGUCGGCCGUCACGGGUAGGUGA